CACUGGCACUUUGCCUCUUUUAUUCCUGCCGCUGGCCGCCUUCCCGCGUUUGGGCAACACGGAACAAAUGUGAACAUUUCAAACAAAAACACCGGUUUAUUUCUCGCGCUCUCUCGCUCGCUCGCUCGUUCGUGCCUGUCCCCGAGGAACCAUGGCGGUAAACUUCGGCAGAAUAGUCGUGGGGGUAUAUGUGGAGAUAAAGAGGAGUGACGGGCGAAUACACCAGGCCAUGGUAACAUCUUUAAAUGAAGAUAACGAAAGUGUUACUGUGGAGUGGAUAGAAAACGGAGACACGAAAGGAAAAGAGAUUGAUCUAGAAAGUAUAUUUUCACUAAACCCAGAUGUUGCUCCUGAAGAGGAGAUUUCUCUGAGCCCUGUAACACCACCUCCUCCCACACCUACCUCCGUGAAGGUUAACAAGAUCCCCAAGAAUCGAAGGACUAUAGCUCCUGGAAGGGCUGAGAUUCCGUCCAGAGACAAUAGAGUUGGAUCAACACGGGCGCGCCCUGGCCAGCAGCAACCGGAGUCAGCCCUCCCUCCACCUGCUCAGCAACCAGCCCAACCUAUACAGUCCCAAACACAGCAGAGCCAACAGCAGCAGCAGAAUGCGAGGAGGAAGUCCAACUGUGUUAAAGAGGUGGAGAAACUGCAGGAGAAGAGAGAGAGGCGGCGAUUGCAGCAGCAAGAGCUAAGGGAGAAGAGAGCACAGGAAGUGGACACGACAGUCCCCAACUAUGAAAUACUGCAGAUGAUCAGAGACUUUAGGGCAAGCCUGGAUUACAGACCAUUAACCACUGCUGAUUUAAUUGAAGAACACCGAAUAUGUGUUUGUGUGAGGAAGCGUCCUCUUAACAAAAAAGAACUCGCCGCAAAGGAGCUGGAUGUGAUAACCGUCCCAAGUAAAGAUGUUGUGAUGGUCCAUGAGCCUAAGCAGAAAGUGGACCUCACCCGUUACCUAGAGAAUCAAACCUUUCGUUUUGAUUAUGCCUUUGACGACAGUACAACAAAUGAAAUGGUUUACAGGUUUACAGCAAGACCUUUGGUGGAAACCAUCUUUGAGAGAGGAAUGGCGACAUGCUUCGCAUACGGCCAAACUGGAAGUGGAAAAACGCACACUAUGGGUGGAGAUUUUUCAGGAAAGAAUCAGGAUUGUUCAAAAGGAAUCUAUGCGUUAGCUGCUCGAGAUGUUUUUCUCAUGCUGAAGAAACCCAACUACAAGAAAUUGGAUCUUCAGGUCUACGCAACGUUCUUUGAAAUUUACAGUGGAAAGGUGUUUGAUUUGCUGAACCGUAAAGCAAAGCUGCGUGUACUGGAGGACGGGAAACAGCAGGUUCAGGUUGUUGGGCUGCAGGAGAGAGAGGUCAGGUGCACUGAAGAUGUCCUCAAGCUCAUUGAGGUUGGAAACAGCUGCAGAACAUCAGGACAGACUUCUGCCAAUGCUCACUCGUCCCGUAGCCAUGCUGUCUUCCAGAUCAUUCUGCGCAGGAAGGGUAAGAUGCACGGCAAGUUUUCAUUGAUUGACCUGGCAGGGAAUGAGCGUGGUGCCGAUACGUCCAGCGCUGACCGGCAGACACGACUGGAAGGAGCAGAGAUCAACAAGAGCCUACUUGCACUAAAGGAGUGUAUUAGAGCCCUGGGGCGGAACAAACCACACACGCCGUUCCGAGCCAGCAAACUUACACAGGUCCUCAGAGACUCGUUCAUCGGAGAGAACUCUCGAACAUGCAUGAUUGCCACCAUCUCUCCUGGAAUGGCUUCCUGUGAAAACACUCUGAAUACACUACGAUAUGCCAACAGAGUAAAGGAGUUUGGGAUUAGUCCCUCAGACAUCCCAUUUUCUCAGGGAGGAAGUCGCUCUGGGCUCUCUCCCACUUGCGAAGUAAAGGAGCUGACCGUAGACCCGAACACAAUGGCCGAAGGAGUCCGACCCAACAUUAACGCCAUCAACCAGCUGGACAUCAUGGAGGAUGAGUGGGAGCUAAGCAACUCCCCUCAAAGAGAUGACCUCAAGCUGCUCUGUGAACAGAAUGAAGAGGAAGUGUCUCCUCAGCUCUUCACAUUCCAUGAGGUGGUGUCCCAGCUGGUGGAGAUGGAGGAGCAGGUCCUGGAGGACCACCGAGCAGUGUUUCAGGAGUCAAUUAGGUGGCUGGAGGAUGAAAAGGUUCUGCUGGAGAUGACGGAGGAGGUGGAUUAUGACGUAGACUCCUACUCCUCCCAGCUGGAGCAAAUCCUCGACCAGAAGAUCGAUGUCCUGAUUGAGCUCAGAGAUAAAGUGAGGUCGUUUCGCUCAGCCCUGCAGGAAGAAGAACAAGCCAGCAAGCAAAUCAAUCCCAAGAGGCCUCGGGCUCUGUAGACUUGGAACUAAGGUCACAGGCACAAGCAUGACAGCUAGACACUUGGCAGAGUUACAGCAGUUUCAGCAAAUACCAAAUAACCGUAACGUGUGUCUGUGCUAGACAACCUGCUAGUGUCCAGCAGAGUUACUCAGAAUUUGAAUGUCUCUUUCUUUGGCCAACAUGUGAAAUAUACAAAACAUUUAGAUCAUUGCAUUGAUGUACUGCACUGCUUUAAGUGGACUGCUGAUCUUCAAGGAAUGUCUGGCAGAAGCUGCAAUUGUGCCCAUCUACUAAUUAAACAUCUCACACAAAACUACACUGAAUAACAUUUUGAAGAUCAGCAUGUGCCUUAAGACAGCUGUAGAAGCACAGCCAUUCGUGUAAGCAAGUGGGAUUUGUUUUGUUUGUUAGAAAAUUGCUGAAGUGAUCUCUGCAGUAGACUUGGGAAAUAGAUUUCUUUUCUGUGUAUUUGUAUUUAUUUACUUUUUUAAAGUUUAGUUAAUGGCUGUUAACUACAUUGUCCUACAUUUUAGGGUCUUUACCACCUUCAUUUUUUGAAGCUGAUCUAAACCGAAUGCAUGUGCUUUUAAUAACCUGUACCCCAUUCUCUGUUACCAGCAUGGCAGACCAGGCCCAUCUGCACUUUAUAUAACCCUGUUUCUCAUGUUGGACCCCACUAAAGUCGUAUUACUCCAUUAUCUCCUUUCGGGGGGUUCGUAAUGUCCUUUUAGUGUUUGUUUCAGUUAUACUGUUCAACUUAAAUUGUCUAAAUUAAUGAUCUCAAUGAGGUUACUGCUGCUCUGGAGUGGGAGUAGAGCUGUAUUUUGUCAAUAAUGAAUUUUGUUGUUUCUGGUUUUACUAGGGCAUUGUCCUCGUACUCAUUUUUUACUCUGUGCUGUGGCUCUUUUUGGCCAGCUGCAGAAUGCUUCAUUGUAUAUUAACUCUAUCUUGGCUGGUAUCUGGAAAACAUGUUGCUCAAAACACUACUUUUCAGGACAAAAAAAAGAUGUAUGAUGCUAUAGACAGACAUAUGGAUCAGACCAUGUUGCUAUAGCUGAUCUUUUCACUGUUGGCACUAGACUCCGGUGGCUGAAUAUAGUCCAAUUUGAUAAGAACGUUAUGUUGGUAGAGUUUGCAGUGUAGAUGGUGUUGCUGCUUUUCUUGUCUUUGUAAAGCCUCAGGAAAGUGGGACAGUGCAGGAAGACAGAUCACCCAACUUCACUUAAGCCAGGCACUAGAGAGACGACUUUAGGACCAGGUAGUUGGAGAGACAAAAACUAAUAUAAGGCUAUACAAUUAAUGAAGUGACUUGCAUAUGUUGUAUGUUUGUUUGAGAGAAGCAGGAGUACUCUCACCCUGAAGAGUUUGCUUCAUUGAAAGCAAGAUUUUUAUAUUCGGUAUGGAAACCUUUAGCUAAAAUAAUAAACACAAAUCUUAUUCCGUGUAUAUUAUCUAAACAAAGACAACAGCAGCAUUAGCCAGUAUUUUAAAUUGUACCUUUGGUACCAACACAUAUUAGUAAAGGUAUUGAGAAGUUGAUGGAAAUGCUAACGAAGUCAUUAAAAUAUUUAUGUACAACACAUGAUUUUCCUGGGAUAUUCAUAUAAAGCAUUAUAUCGAUCUUACAAACACAUAGGGUUUAUUUCUAGAAGGUGCCUUUAGUACAGGAACCACAGAAAGGAACCAACACAUUAGUCCUACUGCAGCCUGUUAAAUGGCCUUACUUUCGAGGUGCGAAGGUUCCAUGUGCCAGCUUUCCUCUUUUAUAGAGGUAACAGAGGUGUAAUAACCUAUUUCAAGUUUACUACUGUUUCAAGAUCUUUUGACCACAACGUGCUUAAAAAAUCUCAGUGAAAAAUCUGGUUUGUUAUUGAACAUUCUAGCAUAAUGUUAUAGCACCUUGAGAUUAACAUCCAAGCCAAAGGCACACUAUAAUUAAGAUGCGAUAUCAAUAUGAAUAUAUGGUCCAGAUAUCCUGCAUUUGAGCUUCAUGAAAAGUGGAUCCCAGCAGAGUUGAAUGCAUGAAGUAGUCUGAGGAUGAGAAAGUAACAAGAAGCAAUUUUAAGCAGAGGAAUGUAAUUAUUCGUCAUAUCAAGAUUAGCUGCAGUGAAAAAUGUAUUUGCAAAGUAUAUUCACGUACACCAUGAAGUCAUCUAUGUCCAUCGAUCGUGCCCGUUUUUCACUAAAUUCAGCUUCCUGUAGAACGCUCUCAAUUUUCUGGGUAAUGCUGAAGUCCUGUGGUACUUCCUAGUUAAUAUACGAUUAGAAUGGCCCACAAUCAAAUAUCUGACACCAAAUGUGCCAAAAUGUAAACAACAGCACCACAGAGCAUACAAGCGAUUUUAGAUAAUCUAUCAUAAAGAAUAUUCUGAUGAACAGUAGGAGGAACUUACUAUGUUGUGCAUGGAGCAGUGAAUUCUGUAGUUCUUCUCCAAAAGCUGCUCAACAGCAGUAGAUCUUGGGGUGAGGGAAAAAUACAAGAUAGAGCUGAAAAUGUUUGUUUUUAGGUACAGAAGUCGUUAAACUGAAAUAAAUACUUACUUGAAGGCUGCGUUCAGAGUUUUGUUCUUUCUUACAAAUGCAAUUCUGACAAGACCAUCCCAUUCCUACGAGUAUAAAUAAAUUUGAAUAGAUAAUACAUAGAACCUAAAAUUCAUAUUCAGUGUUAAAUAACAAGAUGCACCGAUUCGAUGAAUAGUGCGUGUUGUACAAUAACCCGGGUGCAACUGAAUCUAAAAGCGAUUGUGUGUGAAUGAUUAGAGAUGAAGUUUACAUCAGUCCUGUACAUGUGUUUUGCUUAUAUUGGGAGUGGUUGCCUUUUACAAUUAGAGCAAAGGAACCUGUUUACAUGGGGGAAAAUAUUCUGUAGCUCUAUAUAAUGUGAGAAACUGGAACAUUUGCUACAUUAUUCAUUAUAAUAAAAUACAUCAAGGCCUGCC
Hemibagrus wyckioides is the source of this 5275-nucleotide messenger RNA. It is a transcript of the gene kif2a, whose product is annotated as kinesin family member 2a. NCBI's taxonomy places the organism in Eukaryota, Metazoa, Chordata, Actinopteri, Siluriformes, Bagridae. Gene Ontology annotation, molecular function: ATP binding; microtubule motor activity; microtubule binding. The record is from RefSeq and is a predicted model, not a curated record. Gene Ontology annotation, biological process: microtubule-based movement. Bases 152 to 2353 code for a protein of 733 amino acids. The transcript is spliced from 21 exons.